Molecule: messenger RNA, 1996 nt
Organism: Oncorhynchus mykiss (rainbow trout)
Lineage: Eukaryota; Metazoa; Chordata; Actinopteri; Salmoniformes; Salmonidae
Product: bcl-2-like protein 15
Biological process (GO): regulation of apoptotic process
Source: RefSeq, a predicted model, not a curated record
CAAAGAAGAUCACAACCGUAAUGUAUCAUGGGUAAAUUGUGACUGACUGAUAUACAAAUAGUAAUGAGUAGUUAUUUCUGAUGGAAGGUGAUUUGUAGAUCAGUUAUUCGGCUGCACUGUCGAGCAAGCCCAUAUCUCCGGUUGAUGAGAUCUAGGCGUGCCGCAUUUACUCGUCUAGUCACGAUUGAGGAACCGUCGACAUAAAUUAUCUGUCUUCCGUUUCACGGACGCUGUUGAAGGUGUUUAACUAUGUCUCCAAGAGAUAUAGAACAACAGACAUUUGAUAUUAUUAGGUGCUUCUUUGAAGAGGAGCAGAACCCAGUAUGUAAUCGGAAGGUGUACGGAGGAAUUGAGUCUGAUGGACCUGGCGAUGAUGACGGGUUUGACCCAGUUGUAAUAGCUGAUAAACUGAGGGAACUUGGAGAUGAUUUUGAAGUUAAGUUUAUCCAGCCUCAUAUCAGAAAACUCCAACAAGCAGUUGCAGACAAGGCGGUGGAGGAGUUUGCGCGUACCGUGGACAGCCUGUGUGCGGCCCAGAGAACAGAGGUGGCCCCUGAGAUGCAGCUGCUGAGGGCCUCCAUGGCCCUGGGUCUGUACGUUAAGAAGACCUGUCCUGACCUUAGAGCCACCAUCCAGUCUUGUAUGACUGCCUUCAUUAACACCCGGCUGGCUGGCUGGAUCACCCAGCAGGGAGGAUGGGAUCAAGUUACUAUGGUUUAAAAACAUGGAGAAGAUGUCAUCCACAUCAUUUUUGUCUUAAUGAGGAGGAGGUCUUAACUCCUCAAGUCUGUAUAUGUGUUAAGUCUUCCCUCUUUCUUUUUCUUUCUUCCCUCCUUUCUUCCCUCUUUCUUUCUUCCCUCUUUCUUUCUUCCCUCUUUCUUUCUUUCUUUCUUUCUUUCUUUCUUUCUUUCUUCCCUCCUUUCUUUCCUCUUUCUUUCAUCUGUCUUAUGUUCCUAUCAUGGCCAUUUUGAACUUGCCAGUUGUAUUCCCUCUUCACUUCCCCUAAGUUGGUUCUUUGAGGAAGAGACUGCGUCCCACUAUCAACAGAAUGUGACGUCUCCACUGACUUUUUGACCGUCCUCUCCUUGUUAUAAGCAAUGGGCACCUGCAUCUGAAGUAACGUUGCACAUUGGAAUCAUGACGUAUUGCAAUCCAUGGCAUUUUCUACAUCACAUUGUCAAAACAAGCAAUAUAUUUUUGUAGAAAAACAAUCCGAUGCAAUGUUUUGUGCUUUUGAAGCCCUUUCCUAAACAAUAGAGGCAGGUUACCAGAUGAUCACAACAAGCUUUCAUUUUUACGCCGAUGGACCGUCUUUCAUUUAAUGUGAGAAUGAACUUUGACCUAAUAACAUGACUCACAAUAAAAGUCCAUGUAAUCGCCGAAGCUGUGAUGUUGAAUACUUGAAAAUGAACCGUCACUGAGUCGUGCAUCGCUUGAUGGAACCUGAAAUGCUUUACGUUUUGUUUGACCAUGUUUUCUAAUAUGCUCUUAUCCUCAAUCACUCCGUGCUUGUUAAACAUGCUUAUUGUUAGCUCUACUCAACAAAUCAAUGUGCGACUUUGUUAAAUGUGUGUGUUGCUGGUGUUAGCUCAUCUUGAUUUGAGUAAAAGGAAAAAGUCUUUAAUAUGAUAUGCGUUAAGAAAACGAAUUAGUGUUAACCAACUGUGAGUUAAGAGUUAUUUAUAGUUUUGUAGACUUCCUCAGAGCUUGUAGAGGGAAACUACAGUAGGAAAGUGCCUCUGGUCAAAGUCAGUAUUGUUUCAAUGUCAGCUCUGACUCAUACCAUUUACAGUCACUUCACCUUUAUUAAAGAUGCACAGAACCAUCAUGUGGAAAUGGACCAAAGGGAAUUACAAAGUAGAUAAGGUUUUAUUGUAAUUUUUUUUUCAAUUGUACAUUUGUGCCUAUUUGUGUGUAAUUCUGUCUGGUUUUAAUAAAACAUGGAGCUUUGUUGUGAAGUCUCACGGCCUUGCCUCUGUUCUGGUGUGAUAAUGAA